This is a messenger RNA of Pipra filicauda (Wire-tailed manakin), 916 nucleotides long. RefSeq names its product outer dense fiber of sperm tails 3B (gene CIMAP1B). The transcript has 6 exons. NCBI's taxonomy places the organism in Eukaryota, Metazoa, Chordata, Aves, Passeriformes, Pipridae. Bases 100 to 846 code for a protein of 248 amino acids. The record is from RefSeq and is a predicted model, not a curated record. Gene Ontology annotation, cellular component: cytoskeleton.
GACCACCCUGGGCAGCUGGGCUCUGGCACCCACAUCUCCCCCCGAGGGGGCCAGGCGGGGGGCCAGGCUGAGGAGGGGGCGCUUCCAUCGGGACUCGCCAUGUCCGACAACGGCUGGGUGGGCUCCUGGAGACCCCACCGCCCCCGAGGGCCCAUCUCCGCCCAGUACCGCACCCCCGGCCCCAAGUACGGGCUCCCCGGCAACGUCGGUUACAACCAGCACGACCCCACCCGGAGCCGCGCCCCCGCCUACACCAUCGGGCUGCGGCUGCCGGCGGAGCAGGAGAACCGCUCCCCCGGGCCCCAGUACCUGGUGCGGCCCGGCUUCACCCACCGCGGCAAGGACGGCAUCCCCGCGCACACCAUCUGCGGCCGGCCCCGCGCAGACACGGCCAGCAAGACCCCCGGGCCAGCGCAUUAUGCCCCGGAGCGGGCGGACAAGUGGGCCUAUCCCAACGCACCCACCUGCUUCCUGCGCUCCCGCCCCCGCGAGUUCGGAGCGCAGGAGACCCCAGGCCCGGCCACCUACCGCCUGCCCACCGUGCUGGGCCCCCGCCUGGUGGACAAGCCCUCGGCCCCCACCUGCUUCAUCGUGGGGCGCGGCCCCGGCUCCUUCGGCAACCUGAACAGGUCCCCCGGCCCCAGCCACUACGCCCCAGUGCGGAGCGACGUGUUCCUGCCCCGCUCCCCGCGCUGCACCAUAGUGGGGCGCACGGAACCCCCCAAGGCCGCCGCCACCCCCGGCCCCAGCGACUACAGCCCCCCGCAGGUCCGGCGCCAAGGGGUGACCUUCGGGGUGAAGCACUCGGAAUUCCGGGCCCCCGUGAUGAUGGACGCGAUGGAUUAGGGGGCGUGGACAUGCGGGUGACAGAGCCCACCUGUGACAGACGGACAAACACGACCCUGCAGCAGCAGCA